GUUGAAUCCUCAAGAACCAUUGUUUCCAAGACACAACCCCUCCGCUACGUCUCUAUAUCUUACAUUUAAUCCAACACUCGCUUCCUGAGACCAUGACGGAUUCGAGAACAAAGGACCUGGUGCUGGAAUACCGACUGCUCCCUGCCUCGGAUGUUCUCAAGGCCUAUAACAUUGAAAUCGCAGAAUACCCCGAGUCUGAGGCAGCAUCCCUUGAGAACCUUGUCUACCGCCAGACAGCUGCACCACAGCUCUUCCUGGGAUGUUACACGCCUUGUUCUCGUACCACAAAAGCUGAAGCAGCAAGGGAAACAGAGGAGCAAAGGCAAGGACAAGGACAAGGACAAGAACACGAUUACGGAAGCGAUGUCCUCGUAGGAUAUAUUGUUUCAACUCUAUCUUCCGACAAGGCGCUGACCCAUGCAUCCAUGUCCUCUCAUGAUCCCAAGGGCUCAUCGGUUUGCAUCCACUCCGUUUGUGUUGCAGGAGCAUAUCAGCGUAAGGGGAUUGCGCGCACGAUGAUGAAAGAGUACUUGAAGCACCUCAAAAAUAUCAAUGCGUCCGUGACAUUUUCCUCGGUCUCCUCGGAGGAAACAGUAACGUCCGGUCGUCUAGAGAGAGUCUUGCUCAUUGCACACAAGGAGCUUAUCGGCCUCUAUGCAGGGGCUGGCUUUGAGCUCGUGGGACAGAGUGGGGUCGAGCAUGGUCCAGAUCCAUGGUACGAGAUGGUCUACCGCCUUUGAAUAGAGAAAGAGCAACCC
Gamsiella multidivaricata is the source of this 758-nucleotide messenger RNA. RefSeq lists its product as uncharacterized. Gene Ontology annotation, molecular function: aralkylamine N-acetyltransferase activity. The coding region runs from base 93 to 740 and encodes 215 amino acids. NCBI's taxonomy places the organism in Eukaryota, Fungi, Mortierellomycota, Mortierellomycetes, Mortierellales, Mortierellaceae. The record is from RefSeq and is a predicted model, not a curated record. The transcript is spliced from 2 exons. Gene Ontology annotation, cellular component: cytoplasm.